AUGUCUGUGGCUCGGCUCUCCACCAAAGACAGUGAAAGGGAGUCUAAAAGGUCUAAAAAGGGGAACUCAUUUGUGCUGGGAUUCUUGGACGAGGAUAAGAUUGGAACCAUUCAACCUCAUGACGAUGCUUUGGUAGUUACGCUAAGGAUUGGAGGGUUCGAUGUGAAGAGCGUACUGGUAGACCCGGGCAGUGCUGUAGAGGUGAUGUACCCUGAUCUGUACAAGGGGCUGAACCUAAAGCUCGAGGACCUAAUGGCUUAUGACUCCCCUCUUGGAAGUUUCGAAGGGAAGACUGUCACACCAAAAGGGCAAAUCAGACUACGCAUACAGACCAAAUCAGAGGUGGUGGAGGUGGAUUUUAUCGUGGUCGACGCCUACUCACCAUACACGGCCAUAGUAGCCAGACCUUGGCUCCACGCCCUAGGAGCUAUUUUUUCUACACUUCACUAG
Quercus lobata is the source of this 450-nucleotide messenger RNA. RefSeq lists its product as uncharacterized. The record is from RefSeq and is a predicted model, not a curated record. Bases 1 to 450 code for a protein of 149 amino acids. NCBI's taxonomy places the organism in Eukaryota, Viridiplantae, Streptophyta, Magnoliopsida, Fagales, Fagaceae. The transcript has a single exon.